AAGUACUACUAGAUGGUGCGGUUUAGUUGUACAGCAGCAGCCAGCCUGAUGACCCUUAUCGUGAAGAUCUCCUUAAGCGUCCUCGCGGUUAUCGUCUUCCAAAGGGUCGCUGCGGUCCCUCAUGGGACAUCCGAGAACGACGGCCUCUUGAGGAGACCGGAAAAGAGUGGCCCACGAAAUUGGGGGAAGAUAAAAUCUCUUAACACGGGGAGAGGACAAGAUGCAGUGGGCAUCUUUCUUGGGGGCGGGAAAAAUGAAGAGAUGAUGGAAUAUUCAGAGGGAAAGUUCCUUCUGGAUCUCGGUUGGGCAAUGCAAGAGGACUAUGCCGUUGAUCUUCGCAGUUUGAAGCUUCCUACAUCCGACGAAACAGAAGAGGACUUGACAUACGCUGGCGGAAGAGCAUCAGAAAAAAUGCCAACAGACGAUGAAAUGGCCCAAAUUUUAAAACCAUCUAACCAAGAGGCUGCGUCCCAGGCCAAUUGAUUUGGCCCUGUUCAUGUUCAACGUCAGGGGAAGGGGAUGUCUCGAUCACGUGCCGUAAUGCCCAAGGACCCGACUUGAUACACAAAGCACUGAUACCCAAUUAUCCCAGAGCUAAUCUCAAGAUCCUGAAUAUUGCAAAGUCUAAUGUAGGAAGGCUUCCGAAGGACAUUUUACAUGGCAAAACAUUUGAAGAAAUGAACCUCUACGGAAGCGGAAUUCGGGGCAUUGAGGAGGGCGCCUUUGCCGGAUGCCAAGAGACGCUUCGUUUGAUCAGACUCAACUCGAAUCACUUGCAGAGCUUCAACUUUACUCAACUGGUCAACUUCCCUCAUCUCGAGAUGAUCGCCCUCAGUGGCAACCAACUCACCAGCAUAGAAGGUUUCGUGGGGUUGCCUACAUUACCUCUCACGACGCUGUACAUUGGACAGAACCUCAUCGACAGUCUGCCUUCUGACGUCUUCAUUUCACUGGAAAACUUAGGCUUGCUCGACUUGAGCUACAACGACAUAUCUUUCAUCCCGGAGGGUGUGUUCCUACCCCUCAAACAACUAGAAGUUAUUUACUUGCAAGGGAAUAAGCUAGGGCACAUAUCCACCGGAGCCUUUUGGUUUUCCACUCCAAUAUUGCGAAGCCUGGACAUAAGAAAACUCGAUGCGCGCACCACCGACGUAGACAUAUUUCGAGGAGUUGGUCUUAGCACUAAGGUUAACUUUGAUAUGAAUCACAUGAAGCACCUGUAUGAAGAGACCUUCGAGCCUGUCCUGCGAAACGUUUCGACAGAAUACGGGUGGUUCAGCGUCUUCGGCAGCUGGUUGGUGUGUGACUGCGACGUGCUGUGGAUUCUGGAAGACCAGAAUUUGGUGGACCACCUUUUCAGCGCCACGUGCAACAACUGGACGUAUCUGAGUGACUUGAAUUACGACGUCCUAGCGGAGCAGUGUGCUCAGCAAACCACGCAAAUACCUUUGUGGGAAGAGGACACCGAGCUUGAACUUAUCCUAUGAAUGUAAAUGCGACUAAACUUCAUUUUAUGACCGCCAUGCAACGGUAGACAAAUGGCCGUGAAUUUAACUUGUGGCUACAGGUUUAAAUUUCGGACUCAUUGCAGCGCUUUGUAUCUUAACCUGCAGUCAAAUAAAGCAACAAAAUUGGU
Molecule: messenger RNA, 1636 nt
Organism: Macrobrachium nipponense
Lineage: Eukaryota; Metazoa; Arthropoda; Malacostraca; Decapoda; Palaemonidae
Product: connectin-like
Exons: 9
Coding region: 678-1487 (269 amino acids)
Cellular component (GO): plasma membrane
Molecular function (GO): protein binding
Source: RefSeq, a predicted model, not a curated record